AUGAGAGUAUAUGAAGUUAUUAUUUUGGUGAUUUCGGAUGAUGAACUCCGGAAGUAUAUGAUCCUUGCUGAUAAAUUGGGAAUGUCCGAUGGUGACUAUCAGUUUAUUUAUGUCAAAAUAACUAUGCCAUCAACCAAUGACAUACAACGCCUGGAAAGUACUGGACUAUGGGAAAAUGGUGAUUUAAAUGAUGAUGAUGCAAGGAGAGGAUUCGAAAAUUUGUUAUACGUAAUAUUAGGUGAUAUUAGGGAUGUUGGACAAUCGUGGAUGGUUGAAGCCAAGUCUGCAGCUAGGUCUUUAUUUGGUAAUGACAGAAGUAUGCCUGAUGCUGCUGAGCCUGAUCCGUACUCCAUUUUCUUGCACGAUUGUGUAAUGCUGUAUGGUUUGACUCUAAAUUCAACGGGUGGCAAUGUGGCAGAUGCUGAUGACAUACGUUGGGGGAACGGUUUAACCAGCAGCACUGUCAUACCAUCGGACACACCAGUUUGUGGAUUUUAUAAUGAAUUUUGUCCAUUGAAGAGUAGAAUAUGGAGGAAAGAACACCAGCUAAAUAAUACAAUAUGGAAGGUCAAGUACCAAGAUUUAGAUUUCAAGGUCAACAAACCAGCAAAGUCGUUUAUGUAUACAGCCUUCAACAAUGAGGAAAACCAACAGCACUUUGCAAGAUAUGGUUUAAACGACACCAGGGCUAAAUCAGCAGGAGAUAGGGACGAUACUAGAAUUAAUGAUCAUACUGCAAAAUACAAGGGACAAAUUGUCUACGUAAAACGCUUAAAGAAACAAAGGAUUAAGAGUGACAGACAGCUGUUGAAAGAAAUGAAAAUGUUGCUUGAUAUCAAACACACGAAUAUAACAUCUCUAGUCGGAAUGUGCACGGAACAAGGAAGCAUUUCUGUUUUAUGGGAACAUUGCACAAAAGGCCGUUUGCGUGAUAUUAUUGAAAAUGAUGAUAUUAAGCUUGAUACGAUGUUUAAGCUGUCUAUAGCUAUUGAUAUAUGUAGGGGAUUAGAAUACCUCAACAAAAGCGAACUUAAAUACCAUGGUAACAUGAAAAGUACAAACUGUGUAGUGGACAGUAGAUGGACCUGUAAGCUGUCAGACUUUGGACCAAGGACUAUUUAUAAAAGCCUUAUUGAUGAAACUGGAAGUUGGAGAACUGAAGCAGAAUCUCUGUUCUGGACAGCACCAGAGCAUCUUAGAACAUGGAUUGUCCAAAACCAGAAGGCAGGAUCCGUACAGGGAGACGUCUACAGUUUCGGAAUUAUUGCAAAGGAACUCGUUACCAGAGACACUGCAUAUGGAUGUGAAGUUCACAUGUCGCCAAAUGAAAUAAUAAGUAAGGUAGCAGCAACAGCGAAAGUGCCAUUUCGUCCAAAGUUUCCAUAUAUGUCGGACAACAACCAGGCAAUGGAACAAACAAAAGCUAUACAAGCUUUAAUACAACGGUGCUGGGCAGAGGACCCUCAAGUCAGACCCUCCGUUAAACGAGUUCUGAAGACUCUGAACACUAUCAGUCCAUUUAAGAAAUCAAAUGUGAUAGAAAAUAUGAUUGUUAUGAUGGAGAAGUAUUCUAAUCAGUUGGAAGAACUUGUAGCUGAGAGGACAGCGCAGUUGGAAGAUGAAAAACGGAAAACAGAUGCGUUAUUAUAUCAGAUGUUACCAAGGAAGGUAGCAGAAGAUUUAAAGCUGGGAAAACCUGUAAAAGCUGAAUCAUUUGAGAAAGCUACAAUAUACUUUUCUGACAUUGUCGGAUUUACAACAAUAGCUGGGGAAUGUACACCAAUACAGGUUGUAGAACUGUUGAAUUCGUUGUAUACCUUAUUUGACGACACGAUAAAGACUUAUGAAGUUUACAAGGUUGAAACAAUUGGAGAUGCUUACAUGGUAGUCAGUGGUUUACCAGAGAGAAAUGGUGACAAACAUGCCAGUGAGAUGGCGUAUGUAGCCUUAGAUCUUCUUCAUGCCGUCAGAAUGUUCAGAUUGCCUCAUGAUCCUGAGUCCUGCCUUCGAAUUAGAAUAGGUCUUCAUAGUGGCCCAGUGGUUGCAGGAGUAGUCGGACUUACCAUGCCACGAUAUUGUCUGUUUGGUGAUACCGUUAAUACAGCUUCUAGAAUGGAGUCAAACGGAGAAGCAAUGAAAAUUCAUAUCAGUAAUGCAACUGCCAAUAUGUUGAAUGAAAAGGCAAUGUUUGACAUAGUGAAAAGAGGAGAACUGAAAAUAAAGGGUAAAGGAGUAAUGGUAACAUACUGGUUAGAGGGAACAAAAAAGGAUGUUUCAUCAAGUCAACAGUCGUUCAAACCGCAGUACUAUUCACACCUGGGAGAUGAUCCUGAUCAGGAAAUAAAAGAAAAUGAUCGUUUCAAGGAAAACUAUGGGCCAGAUUUAUAUGUGAAAAUUAAUCAUCCUGACGGUUCCCAGGCUGAACAAUCUAAGCUUGCAUGUCUUGAUUUGAUUCCGUUUUCAAGUAUAACACCAAGUGUACAGUUAUAUAAUACUGUUCAUCAAAAUGUUGAUAUUUAGUGUUUACAUAUAUAAGACAUCUACAAGUGCUCCUAGUUGUAACUGUUUUGUUGUCGAUUUGUUAUAUAUCAACAGAGUAUAUAAAGUGCGAAUCCAGUUAGUUCAUUUUCACUGUCGUAUGCGAGUAUGUCUGUUGUAAAAUAAAGGAUGAUGGGAAAAACUGCGUUUGUUUACUUUUUAAAAAUACAAAAUAAUAGAUUUGAAAGUAUGUUUU
Molecule: messenger RNA, 2734 nt
Organism: Mytilus californianus (California mussel)
Lineage: Eukaryota; Metazoa; Mollusca; Bivalvia; Mytilida; Mytilidae
Product: atrial natriuretic peptide receptor 1-like
Exons: 20
Coding region: 1-2520 (839 amino acids)
Biological process (GO): cGMP biosynthetic process; receptor guanylyl cyclase signaling pathway; protein phosphorylation
Molecular function (GO): ATP binding; guanylate cyclase activity; peptide receptor activity
Source: RefSeq, a predicted model, not a curated record